Molecule: messenger RNA, 6012 nt
Organism: Zymoseptoria tritici IPO323
Lineage: Eukaryota; Fungi; Ascomycota; Dothideomycetes; Mycosphaerellales; Mycosphaerellaceae
Exons: 3
Coding region: 1-6012 (2003 amino acids)
Biological process (GO): regulation of ARF protein signal transduction
Molecular function (GO): guanyl-nucleotide exchange factor activity
Source: RefSeq, a predicted model, not a curated record
AUGGAUCUCUACCAACGACCCCCAAUUGCAUCUCAUCCAUCCUCCAGACACGUCCACGCAUCGUCGUCUUCCUCUGCGACCACUUCCGCCCAGGUCGGCGAUCUCCCUCUGCGAAGUCCUCGUCUUCCCCCCUCGCCCCGCACCAGCUCCAAGCAAUUCUCGCGAUCCAUUGUUCCGCCACGAUUGAAUAGCAAUCGAUCCGACCCACCGCGAACACCAUCUCCGAAACGCGAUCGCAAAGGAAAAGGCAAGCAGGCUGUGAGACCUGCGACCGCGCGCCACAUUCGCAGCGGCAGCGACAUAACUGAAGAGGAGGAGGACGGUCGCCGACAUUCGCAUGGUCUAUCGUGGAACACCACCACUCGGGACUCUGUCGUCGACAAUCUGCUGUUCUCCUUGGAUAGCAUGCCGCAUGGAGAUUUUGGAGAUGGAGACUUCGAGACCAGCGCCGACGCCGAUCGAACUCGCUUUCUGAGCGAAUUGUCCACCAACGGCUUCCAGAUGAGCAUGCCAUCUCGAUCCCGCGGUCACACCCAAUCUUCUUCCACAUCCGACUUGACCGAUUCAUCCGCGAGCAACUUCGCCACGCCAAAAGGACGACGGAGCAACAGCACAACGGAUUUUCAACAGAAAACACCGCCGAAAAAGAAUGGAUUGGGCAUCACCAAAGGCAUAACAGAGGGCGAGCAAGAGUCGAAAAGCAUUGCGGAGAGACGAUCCGAGGAUAAAGGCCAUCCAGGUCUGGCACAAGUACCGAGCAGGCUGGCGACGAGUACAAGAUCGAUGAGCACAGAGUCGAUGCGCCGCGAGGAGGCGGCUUCGGUCCUCACACGCGGUCGUCCGGUGCCUUCAGUACAUAGCAAGUACGAAUCGCCCACCGACGCAGCUGCACCUGAGCCGUUCAUAGCAGGAGGACCGCGGAACAUGCAGAACCCCUCCGCCUCAGGCCCAGUGUAUGUGAAUCCCGCACCCCCCAAAACGCCCAAAACCACCACCGGCGGCAGCACAAUCCGCAAAGUCACCACGCAACCGGAUCUGCGGUCCGUCAACAACAGCGACAACCACUUGGUGCCACAAGUCAUUCGCGAUCAAGCGGCCGAAUUCGUCCGAACCAGCAGCAUGCUUGAAUCCGCGGGCCUGGUACCACCUGCCGUUCCAGAAAGGAUCGCGCCAAGCCCGGACCCGAGCAGACGGCGAGACCACUCACCUCUAAAGGAGAAGCCCGGCUUCUUCAAACGCGUAUUCGGUGGUUCCUCUCGUGUCGUGUCUAAUCCGAUGGAACGUCCCCUUUCCAAGCAGGUUUCCGCCGCGACGCUUGCGAAUGAUCAAUCUGAAAGUCGAAAGGGUUCCCUGUCGCAGGCAUCUCCUGUAGUUCCACCGGGCACUGCCAAGGGCGACUCCAAGCAAACACCGUCGGCUUCCACCACAUCUCAUCCCCCGCUCAGUCUGAAUAAAAAGCCUUCGUUCUUCCGAAGGAGGAAAAAGUCUUUCAAUGAAAACGUGCCUCCGCCCAUGCCUGCCAAUGCGGCAAUCACUCAGGCCGACCUCAUGAAAAAGGCUCACGAACCGGCGCCAUCAAUCAGCAGUUUGCGUAAGGAGAUGGCGCCGUUUUUGAGUGUCGAUACCAAUGGUUCCAGACCGCCAACCGCAAACUCGAGGGCUGAGGACUCGGACAAUCCGGAUUUGUUUCAUACUGGGUACACUGCUGAUGCGCCUCUGACGUUGAACACGCGGUCGCCAUUGUCGAGGGAACAAACGGUGAAACCACAAGACAGUCCGACGAAGAUCAAAGUCAAGAAACGAACGAUGGAUGCUCUGAUCACAUCCAGCCCGGUUGUCAGGCCGGCCAAGGUCAGGAGUGUGAGUGCCGCCACAUCUACGAGCACGCUGCGAGAGCACAAAAGAGAACGUUCUGCAGUGUCGCCAUUAUCAUCAUCGCGGUCAGAGGUUUUCCACGACACAUUUGAGAACAAUGGCGAUAGCACUAGCAUUCGGGAUGUCAGCGCUGUACAAUCGAGCGAGGACUUGCGAGACUUCAGCGCUGGGACAAAUGUCAGUCUGUCGAUGGACGAUCCCUUGUGGGCGGGCGUCGCGCGGCGACCAAGCAGUCCAGAGAAGAGGUUGGGUCGUGUGGUCCUGAAGGAUGACAAGGACUUUGUUGUUUCGCCGGUGUCAUCGCCCAACUUGUCGAAAAAAGGCAGUCAAUCUGAGAUGUUACUACCUGCGGUGCAAGUUGAAGGAACUAGCAUCCCUCGAAGUGUCACCGACCCGGCAAUCAUCGCCGUACCAUCGCCAACAAUUCAGGUUCCGCUAGAAAUGGUUGAUGAGGGAGCCGAGUACAGGGAGCGCGCACGAAGAAUCUUCGACGGCAAUGAAGAGGAUGUUCCGAAAUUGGAUGCCGCAGCCUGGAUGGGCGAGAGAAGUACUCUCAGCUCGCGCACGCUGACGGCAUAUAUGGAGCUGUUCGACUUUGCUGGCAUGAACAUUUUGGCUGCGUUGAGAAUGCUGUGCGGGAAGCUGGUUCUGCGAGGAGAGACGCAACAGUUCGAUCGCAUCAUCAACGCGCUGUCCUCGAGGUGGGUGCAGUGCAAUCCCAACCACGGCUUUAAAGCGCAGGAUGUUGUGCAUACACUAUGCUACUCUCUCAUCCUGCUCAACACGGACAUGUACUUGGCGGAUAUCACUGAGAAGAUGUCAAGGAGUGCUUAUGUCAAAAAUACACUUCCUACCAUCAAGCGGGUUGUGUUGGACGCUGCGCCUACUUCGUUCGACGACACGUUGAAGCCAAUGGCGCACAAUCUCAGACCGGGCAUGCCGUGGACUGACUCUAGUACUUCAUCAAUGUCUGGAGCAAGCUCCAACAUCACAAGCGGGCCAACGUCACCCAUGCCUGACACUCCACGAUCGGGCACGCCGAAUGGCGAGAACAUCAGAAGACUGUCCAUCCGGCCAGGGAUGUCACGCAACGAUUCAGAAGGUCCUGUCACACCAGACUCCGCCACUGGCUUCGGCAUCAACGCACUCGUCAACACUCCUGGUCCGAAUUUUCUCCGCGGCUGGGAGUCCGAAAUCGAAACAGUUCUCAAAGCCUUCUUCGCAUCCAUCAAAGCUGAAAAGCUUCCCCUUCACGGCGCCGUCAUGACUGAUCUCCCUCUCGGCAACCGCAACCUCUCCGUCGUUGAUCUUCACAACACCGUGCAACGCACCGGCUCGAUCAUCAGCAAGGCUCCCUCCGAAAACCAAUCCUACCGGCCCAAGAAUGACCUCCGUUCCAUGACCAUGCGAUGGGGCGCCAACCGCAACGUCCGCAACAAUGGCCGUCCCAAGCCGUACGCCGCCAGCACGAUUGCCUCUUCCCGCACUUCCUUCGACGACAACACCUCUGGCUUCUGGUCUCCCUCAGCACAAUCCUCCAAAUUCUCCUUUGGCAAAACUCUGACUUCCCCUAGUGUGGGCAGUUUCGGCCACUACGUCGAUCCGUACAAGCACUCCAUUGGCUUCGCCAACGCAUUGUCGGAAGCCAUCAUCCGCGAGGAGACCUCUCCCGGCGGCCUCAGCGGCGACAAUGACUCGUUCGUCGUGCCGGGUGGACUCCUCGAGGAUGAAUCCCUCGCACUGGAAGGAGCGCCUUGGGCGAAAGAGGGACUGGUCAAGCACAAGCACCACCUCGAGACGCCCGAUCGUAAGGCGAAAGAGCGAUCUUGGAAUGACUGCUUUGCUGUGAUCAGUAAAGGUAAACUCACUCUCUUCGCGUUCGGUCAGAAGCCUUCCACAUCCUCCAAUACCCUGAAGAAAUCUUUCACCAAGUCUGGAAAAGCCGCUUCAGUAUCCGGCUCCACAACCGUCGGCGGCGGUGACUGGAUGGAAAACGCCGAACAGCUAGAGUCCUUCAUCCUUCGCCAGACCAUCGCUUCCGUCCUGCCUCCACCGGGAUACUCCAAAGUCCGUCCACACGUCUGGGCGCUCAGCCUUCCAUCCGGCGCCGUCCACCUCUUCCAAGUCGGAACCCCCGACAUCGCGAAAGAAUUUAUGUCCGCAGCGAAUUACUGGUCCGCGCGACUCAGCAAGGAACCUUUGGCCGGCGGCGUCUCAAACGUCGAGUACGGCUGGUCAGACCGCGUCAUCAACACCGCUCUCUUACCCGCAGAUCUUCGCGAAGGUGGUGCCUCCUCUGGCCCACCCGUCUCCCUCCACAACCACACCGGCCCCGGAGGACACGCACACACCCUCUCCACCGACCGCAGCCGCUCCAGCUUGCAAUCCUCCAUCCGCGGCAGCAUGGACACGGGCUCCCGCAGCGUGGCCAACACCAAAGCCCGCCUCCCCGGCGACAGAGUCCAACUGAACGAAUGGAUUCCCCCAACGCAAUCGCUCAUGGCAUCCGCGUUGAUGGAAGUCGAUCAACUGAGAGCUUUGAAGGCGUAUGUGGAAGGGGAGGAAGAGGAGUUGAGGAGACAUAUGGGAUUGAAAGGAGGGAUUGAGUUGGCGUAUAGUCCCAGGAGUGCGAAUUUUGGGAAAGCGAUGGGGAAUUGGCAGAGGAAGAGUGAUUAUUUGUUGAGGGAGAUUGUCAAGUUUCGGACGUAUUGUGAUGCGUUGGGAAAGGCGAGGGAGGCGAGGGAGGAGGUUUUGAAGAGGAGGGGGGCUGCGAAUGGGGCGAGUCCGGUUGUUGGUGGUGGUGGUGGGGGUAGUGGGGGGAGCUCGAGACUCUUGACGGGCGCAUGGGAAGUGUUCGCUGGGGCAUAUGUGGGAAAAGAGAAGGCUCAACGAAGGGUUCCACACACUUUCCGGAUCAACACAAGCCUGCCUCGUCACUCCGCCGCCUCAAAACCAUCUCUCUGCCAAACUCCACAGCAGCUGGGAGUGAAGCGUGAGAGAGGGGAAAGCAUGAUUCUUGGCACCUAUCGCAACCCACCAUAUCGCUCCCCCACCGCCAGCAGAACCAUGGGAUCCGCCGGAAAGUCCACUGUCAAGAAGAAAGCUCAAAUGUCGGAUUCGGCGAUUCCCGCUCCGCUGCUGCCUGCGACGUGGACUGAAGCUGAGAUUGAAAGAUGUCGCGGACAUGACCCCGCCGCGACCACAAUGCCGGAUGCCAAUGACGUCCACCCUCAGAAUGCGCAUGAAAAUGAUCCAUCACCCAAGCGAAAACGCGAUGCUCUCUCCUCGCCUACUAGAUUCCUACACUCAAAUCUGCGAGCGGAGUCACCACCCAUGAUGCCUGGAGGACCAAGUCUCAACCGAGCUCUCUCCCCAGGCUCCGGUCCCGACAGUCCACGCUCCAGAGUCGCCGCGCGAUUCGAAGGACUUCAAAUCCGGGGUGGGCCGGUGGCGGGACCGAGAUUCGGAGAUGAGGUCGUGGCGAUGGAUGUGGAUGGUGAGAGGAGGAAGCGGAUGAGGUUUAGUCCUGUUCCUGAUGUUGUUAUGGACUCUCCUACCCGGCGGCAAGAGGGGGGUGGAGUGAGGAUGAGGACGCCGCCACCAGUUCAGAGGAAGCAAGAUGCGGCCACGCCUGCUGCGGAGACGGAAAUGCACGACCUCGAAAUCGGCGAAACACCAAACGCCUACACAUCCACCACCUCCCCAUCUCCUCAAUCCUCAUCGACGACGUCCUCUCCGACCACAUCCUUCAAAACAGACCUCACCACCUAUCCCUCCCGACCAUCCUCACCACCACCACCAUCCUCUGACCCAAUCACAUCCCUGACCUGGCACCCCUCCGAGAUCACCGGCCACAACUACGACCCUUUGACAGCCGCUGCGUCAGGCGACGAUGGAACGGGACUGAAUGGCAUUGGGUUUCGACCGACGCCGGCGAUUGCGUAUGCCCGAGCGCAGAAGAGGAGGGCGCAGGUUAGUGAGUGGAAGGCGAGGGAGGCGAGGGAGGCUAGGGGUAGGAGGGCGGAGAGGAGGAAGGGGAGUGGGGAUGGGGGCAGAGGCGAGAGGGGUGGCGGUGGGGUUGGGAAUGGGGAUGGGGAGAGGGGGAGGAGGAUGGUGAGGUUUUGGGGGGUUGAGUGA